Aspergillus mulundensis is the source of this 1392-nucleotide messenger RNA. Its product is annotated as serine/threonine-protein phosphatase 2A activator. Gene Ontology annotation, biological process: mitotic spindle organization. The transcript has 2 exons. Lineage: Eukaryota; Fungi; Ascomycota; Eurotiomycetes; Eurotiales; Aspergillaceae. Gene Ontology annotation, cellular component: nucleus; protein phosphatase type 2A complex; cytoplasm. Gene Ontology annotation, molecular function: peptidyl-prolyl cis-trans isomerase activity; protein tyrosine phosphatase activator activity. The record is from RefSeq and is a predicted model, not a curated record. Bases 1 to 1392 code for a protein of 463 amino acids.
AUGGACCCCUCCCAGGUCCGCGUCCUCCCCAAGCUCGAUACGUCGGCGGGCCACACCUUCAAGCAGCCCAGCAAACGGAUCAACGAGGGGCAAGAUGUGACCGAGUUUCUCUCAUCAAAAGCCUACGUUGAUCUUAUGACCUUCCUCCUCCAGCUUAACCGAUCGCUAUUUCCUACGAAGCUCUCCGAUGGAACUGUUCAAUCAUACUCACUGAACAGCGAAGUCGUUGAAUACUCCGCGCCCGUGCGCCAGCUCCAACAACUCCUCUCAAAACUUGAAGCGAUUCUCGAUGAAGCACCUCCCGACACUGGCCCGCGCAGAUUCGGCAAUGUUGCUUUCCGGAGAUGGUAUGAGGUAGUGGAGAGUCGGGCGACAAGCCUGUUAGAGGAAUGCUUGUCAAAGGAAAUUCUACAGACUCCGUCCUCUGAGCCGGGUUCGCCGACGGCGGAGGUUGAGCUGCUGGCAUACUUUCUAGGGAGCUGGGGAAGUCCGCAGAGACUGGACUAUGGAACGGGACAUGAGCUGAGCUUUCUUGCCUUCUUGGCGGGCAUUUGGAAGCUGCAUGGCUUUCCUCAAAAUAGCCCCGGCGUGGAGGAAAGGGCGAUCGUUUUAGGCGUGAUACAACCAUAUCUCGAACUCGUCCGAACCAUCAUUAAGCGAUAUACCCUGGAACCUGCCGGCUCUCACGGUGUCUGGGGCCUCGACGAUCACUCAUUCAUCCCAUACAUCUUCGGCUCAGCGCAGCUAGCGCCCGCAAUAUCAGAAUCAGACCGUAUCCCGGAAGAAGGCUCGCUGCCUAAUGCGCCGGCUCCCGGCGGUGUCGCCAAAGCAAACAUCGUCGAACGGGAAAGGAGGGAUAACUUGUAUUUCUCCGCUAUUGGGUUCAUUUACGAUGUCAAGCGUGGCCCAUUUUGGGAGCACAGCCCUAUGCUCUACGAUAUAUCCGGUAUCCAGGCCGGGUGGGCUAAGAUAAACAAGGGCAUGAUCAAGAUGUACAACGCCGAAGUACUAUCAAAAUUCCCAGUAGUGCAGCAUUUCCCGUUCGGCUCAUUGUUCAGCUGGGAGCGGGAUCCCAACGCACCUCCUCCAGCAGCGAGUGCUCAUACCACCGCCACAAUGCGGAGAACAGAUGAACCUACUAAGACAUCAUCCGCGCCCCAACCUGAGGCAUCGGGCACCAGGGCCCCGUGGGCAAGUACUAAGGCUCCAGGGUUAACUACAAACGUUCCUAGAGUACCAACGUCCGCACUCCCGGACACCUCGAGACUGCCUCCCGGCCCGAUGGGACCAACGCGGGCGCCUUGGGCGACAUCGCAAUCAGCUGGGCCGGCUCCCACGGGUGACACCGCGUCCGGAGGCCAUGUGGCGACAAAAGCGCCAUGGGCCAAGUAA